AUGGAGUCACCCAGCUGGCUGCCUGUGUUCAUGCAACAGGUGCUGCUGAGGCCCCAGGAGGCCCUGGUCCCAUCACAAAUCAGGGUCUUCGUGGUGCCCCACCACCACGUGGACAUAGGCUGGCUCCACACCUCCAGCUGGAGCAUGCAGGCUUAUGUCACCAAAGUCCACACCUCGGUGGUGGAGGAGCUGACCCGUAAUAAGCAGCACAGGUUCAUCAUCGUGGAGCAGGAGUUCUCCCAGCUGUGGUGGGAUGGCGUCACGUCAGCCAAGCAGAAACUCCAGGUCCAUGAGAUUGUGGCCCAAAGACUCCUGGAGUUUGUCCUUGGAGGCCAGGUCAUGCAUGAUGAGGUCGUGACCCACGUCGAUGACCAGAUCUUCCAGCUCACAGAAGAACACGGAUUUCUCUACAAAACAUUUGGGAUCCGGCCGCAGUUCUCCUGGCAGGUGGACUCACUUGGCGCCUCUGCCACAACCCCCACCCUGUUUGCCCUGGCUGGCUGCAGUGGCCACAUCAUCUCCCAGAUUGACUAUGACUUGAAAGAGGCCAUGCAGAAGGACCAGGAGAUGCAGUUCGUGUGGAGAGGAUCCAGGUCCCUGCUGGCGCAGCAGGAAAUCUUCACGCACGUCCUGGAUGAGAACGGCUACUGCUCCACGUCAGCCCUGACCCUCACAGCCAGCCCUGAGGGGACUCACCAAGCACCCAUCUUACAGAAAGAACAACUGAGGUCUAGACACCCAGCCAAGGACAACAUUCAAAUGUAUACCAAGAAACUGUUGAACAAUGCGCGGGAACGAUUCAUCUGGUUCCAGACAGGACAUGUUCUCUGGCCAUGGCGAUGCAGCAGGCAGUUCUUCAAUGCCUCAGUGCAAUUUGCCAACAUGGACCGUCUGAUGAACUACAUCAACAGCCUCACACCCAAGACUGGUAUCUUCUUGGAGUAUGCCACACUGAGCAACUACUUCCAAGCUAUACACUCUAAACAUAUGUCAGGGCCUGUCUGAAACCACUGCGACUUCCUGCCCUAUACCUGGGGACCGUUUCAUUCCUGGACCAGGUUCUAUGCCUCCCGCAGCGGGCUCAAGGGGCUGGCGCGGCGAGCCAGCUCUCUGCUCUAAGCCGGGGAGUCCAUGUUCACACGAUUCAUGUUGGCUCCACACUGGUUCCUGGACUGGGCCUGGGCCCUGCAGCAGCUCCAGAAGCUCCGCUGGGUGGUCUCCGAGGUCCAGCACCAUUACGCCAUCACAGGGAUUCACACCCCCAACGUGAGAGACACGUUUGUGGAGCACCUGAGCACCGGGAUGCAGGGGGUACGCAAGCUGAUGGUCUCUAUCAUCCAGGACAGGUCCCCAGCCCUCUCUGGCCCAGAGCCUGGGGGGCAUUUUGCCGUGGUCUAUAAUCCCCUGGCCUGGACAGUCACCACCAUCGUCACCCUGACUGUGAACUUCCCUGAGGUCAACCUCACAGAUGAGACAGGCAACCCCGUGCCUGCACAGGUCCAGAACUCAAAGAAGACGCCAUCUGCCUAUGACCUGCUUGUGCUGACCACGAUCCCAGGACUCUGCUACCAGUAUUACUUCAUCAGGCCCAUGAGGAGGGCCCAGAAGGACACUCAGCAGACUGGGGCCUCCGUGGACAGCACCAACGAGUUUGGCCGCAGACCCGGGACAAAUCGUAGGCAAGUGGGCAGACGCAUGUGGGGGAAUGACUGCUAUACCAUGUCCCUGGGCAAGGACACCAACCUGAUGCACAGCGUCUGGGAGAGGCAGAGUAACCAAACCAUCCAGGUGACCCAGGAGUUCAUGGAAUACCAUGAUAACAGUGAUGAGGGUCAGGUAUCCAUUUCCGAUAACUACGUGUUUGCUCCUAAUGGUACAGCGAAGCCAGCCUGGGUGGCUGUGGAAAUGGAGAUCCUGGAGGAGCAGCUCUUGACCGAGAUCUGGCAAUGCUUCUACAGGGACGUGAAUGACAGGGACCCCGCGUACACCAUCUACUCCGGGCUGGCCCGCGGGCCCCCGGGCACUGACGGGGAGCUGCUGGGUCAUCGCAUAGAGCAGGAGUACACUGUGGGCCCCUUGGAGCUGAACCGUGAGGCCAUCUUGAGGACCAGCACCAAUCUCAUCACCGGGUGGGUCCUCUACUCCGACAACAACGGGUACCAGAUGCAGCGCAGAGCCUAUAAGCAGUACAUGGCGAACACUAUAGCUUGGAAUUACUACCCCACGACUCAGUCGGCCUUCAUCCAGGACAGACAGAGCAUGCUGCUGUCGGAGCAGGCGCACGGCGUCUCCAGCCAAGGGAGCGGGCAGAUGGAGGUCAUGCUCCAUCGGCAGCUGUUGAUCAAACAGCAGUGGGCCCUGUUUGUCAACGUCACGCUGAACGACACCUUGGUUAUCCACUCGGUGCUCUGGCUCCUGCUGGGACCCUUGACCCUCACCAGGGACCUCGGCCAGAGGAGCGGGCUGGCGCUGCAGCACAGACCCCUAGUGCUGCUUCGAGAGCUGAGCAAGACUACCCGGGUUCACCCGGACUUCCAGCAGCAAGAAGCAGUGACGCUGCCUCCAAGUCUCCACCUGCAGAUCCUCAGCAUCCCAGGCUGGAUGUCCAACUCAAACCACACAAAGCACCUGCAGAAUCUUCAGAAAGGCCAUCAAGGACAGGCCAAAGUGGACUUCUGCCGAGUCUUGCUGCGGCUUCACCACCUGUAUGAGAAGGGACAGCACCCUGUCCUGUCUCAGCCUGUGACGGUGAAUCUGCAGCUCGGCACCUGGGGAGACCAGCUCCUCCUCGGCCUCAGUUCCCUCAUCUGUAAAAUGGGGCUGCCCAUCCUGUCUAUCCUGUCCAUCCCUGGUGGCUCAGCUGGUGGCGCACACCGUCCCUUGCCACCCUACAGAGGCCCUGACAUCACCAUUCACCCAAAGGAGAUCCAGACGUUCUUCAUUCACUUUCAAGAGCAGUGA
This is a messenger RNA of Budorcas taxicolor (takin), 2961 nucleotides long. RefSeq names its product epididymis-specific alpha-mannosidase-like. The record is from RefSeq and is a predicted model, not a curated record. Gene Ontology annotation, biological process: mannose metabolic process. Gene Ontology annotation, molecular function: carbohydrate binding; alpha-mannosidase activity. NCBI's taxonomy places the organism in Eukaryota, Metazoa, Chordata, Mammalia, Artiodactyla, Bovidae. Gene Ontology annotation, cellular component: lysosome.